Messenger RNA from Laccaria bicolor S238N-H82, 5724 nucleotides. RefSeq lists its product as uncharacterized. NCBI's taxonomy places the organism in Eukaryota, Fungi, Basidiomycota, Agaricomycetes, Agaricales, Hydnangiaceae. The transcript is spliced from 11 exons. Bases 1 to 5724 code for a protein of 1907 amino acids. The record is from RefSeq and is a predicted model, not a curated record.
AUGUCAAGACACGCGGCGACGUCAGAGGUCCCUAGCGCUACCGACUAUGGGAGCGAUGGCGGACCACUUUCUGUUUGGGCUUUCCUCUACGCCUCCUUGACCUACGUAUUCAAGGGAAGGAAAAAAAGUGAAGAGUUCCCAAGGUGGCUUUUAUCGAAGCCCAUUCUAGACUCCGGUCACGGCUUGCACCAUGUCACACUCGAAAUUUCGCUGUCUUUCGUCCUGACCCUUGGACACGGCCACCUGAGACAGACACCCUCCACAACUAGCUCACCCUCCAGCUCGCCGUUGUCGACGUUCAGGAUGGCUCUCCUCACACCACCCAGCACUUCUCACCGACUGGACAAGGAGAACUUCAAAUUCACUGUCACCGCGCCGUUGCCAGGUCGCGUCGUUUGGUCGUCUCACAACUCAUACCACUCUCUCACAACGCCACCCAAGCCCUGCGUCGCGUCCAGGGAACGCCCCGUAAAGUCAAUUCUUAAGAGACGGCAGGAAACUACCACUUUGCUGGCAGUGCCAGAUGACAACACCAAGGAGCGAGAGGUGACCCCGGAGCCUGCGGAUCCCCUGGUGAACCUAAGCUACCUGGAACAUCCUGUUUCGAUAAUACUCAAAGGCGCCGACGCGUCGUUACGCGACCUUAUUGAAGGGUAUAGUGUGCUGGCAGUCCGACUUCGCACCUCAGUCACAGAUUCCACCGACGCUGACGCAUCGUGGCCACUCUUCCAACCUCUGAGAAAAAAUAGGGAGGCGUUUGUGGAUGCGGUAGUGAGGGAUCUUGGGAAGGCUUUAGUUAACCCUGCAAGCGUGAUGCCCUGCACCGAGGAGGUAGUGGAUGAAUGGUUAAAAGACGAAGAACACCUCCCCAAGUUUAGCCUCCCGUCACCACGGAGCAGUCCAGUGAAGAAACGCGGUAUGUCGGCAGAGCAAGCUAAGUACGCGCGCGACCUUGCCACGACGUGCCUCUCUGUUAUCAGACUUCUUUCCGUGGUGCUCUCCACGCCUGCGAUUUACAGUGUUUUCGAAACGGAGGAUUUGCGGACGAUGUUGACCUCAAUAUUAGCAAUCCCCCUUGCCGAGGAACUGCCCACACCAAACGCACGAAAGACACGCGCACUGGCCAUUUGGCUUCUUCAAGUCCAACGACUCCCAUCUGACGUUCUCCAUCCGGCUGGAGAUCGUAUAGCGUAUGCGCUUCGACGUGGCAUGGAUGGCGAACUUGGCAAGGAAGGAAAGAAAGGCUCCGCUAAUGAUGGCCUCAAGGCUGUCCACGACCUGUCUAUCUUUCUGCCUGCCACAUUUGUUCCAUCCUUUAUAGAAAUUCUACCAUCAAUCCUUUCCAACCUCCUCGCACCCACCCUCGCCUUGCGGAUACAAGCAUGCCACGCUCUCGGAGGAUUCGUUCUAGGCACCAUUUCCAUCCCACAAUCCCAUCACCACACGCGUAUAGCCAACAUAAUUGCUGAUCAUCUUACCACUAUCCCUGUGACGCCAACCAAGAAAUCACCGAGCAAGCUUUCAGAGGCACCUAUCGUGCGAACCCUUCGAACGACCAUGGUUGCUGUAGAUCCUACCAAUGUCGCCCAAGGUCCAGUAUGGGCUAUCAGCGUUUUGUCUUGCUUUGUCGUUCUUCUUGGCUCCAAAUUAUACACAAACCAGAAACUCGGCAGGUUGGUUUGCUCGCUGCUCACCCUUGCCAGCGCACACAAGAAGAGCACGGUCCGUGGCCUCUUGUGUGUUGCAUGGCGUGUCGUAACCUGGGCGUAUGCUGCACCGCCUUUGCCCCUAGUGAUGGGGGAAGAAUCUGAAGUUGAGGAAGGCAACGAGGUCGUUCGACCAGAAACUUUGUCCAAAGAAUCACUGUGGAGGAUCCUAGUGACUGUUGUUGACUGCCAAGCAGGCGUAGCAACAAUUGCUGCCCUCAUGGCAGACGAGUCUGAAGAAGGCCUUCAGAAGACUUUUCACGUCCUCGUCGCAAUGAUCAAUAAAGCUGGGAAAACAUGCGGCGACGCUGUUGCCGUUCUCCAGCAUCUACUCAGCUUUGAAUCUCGACCCCGCGAAUGGAAUAUCAACCAUCUGAUUCCGGAAUCUCUCUUUUCUUCAAAUCCUGGGCUCCUCACAGCUGACUUCAAAAACCUGUCCGCUGCCGUCCAGCCUCUCCUCCAACAAGUGCCGACUAUUGAUGAUAUCAGGUGUCUAACGAAGGAGGAAGUUGCGAUAGGAUGGGUAUUUGAUGGUAUUGUUUCGGUCUGGUGGACUGCACUGAAUAUGCUCGAAAUGGACGACGAGGGUUUGCCGAAUGAACUUGCAUACAUAUGGAAAAUUCUGUUGAAAACGACAGUGAAUGUGCUUCAAGAAUCCGAGGAUAAUGAGGGCAUAGCUGCCUUUGGGCGUCGCGCCGCAAAGAUCCUGACCGAAAUCCUUAGCAACCCUAGGCUUAACUUUACAGUGAAGCCUGCGUCACCUGGUGUUGAGAAGUCAAUAUCCCCUAUUAAAUUCGGCACCUCCGUCCGUGACGACGUCAGACCAGGCAACUGCACCAAUGGCGAACACAAAGCAAGAACCGUUCAAAAAUUGUGGAAAACAAUGCGUAUUCUGUUCCCUAGUGCGCAACUUGGCGAUGCUGGAGAACACCUGCUCAAGUCAUUGUUGGACAAUGAGAGGGAGCUCGUGGAUCCUUUGAGCGAGGGUAGUGCUCGGGCUGUUUGGGCCUCUUUAUGCACGGAUGUGCUCAGUGUCUGUGACGUAGACUCGAUGCGGGACUUCUGGGGAUGCGGAGAGGGCGGGAGGAAGUGGGACUGGACAAGUGAAGACAAGGAAACUAUUUGGAAGACUUGCGCCGAAAAGUGGAAGAAGGUUCAAGGUCAUUGGGAAGCAGGUGUCGUUUUGCUUGGUGUGCCGUUCACGGAUGCCAAUCAAUGGGGCCUCAGAACCGAGGAAGAUGCCCAAUGGGGAGAGCUCCUCGAACAGGUGAUCAGCAAGGCAUACGACUACGGCUUGGAUUCCCAGACUGUCCUCGACAAUAUCACGACUUUCAUCUCAACCAACCAAGCGCCCACCAGUGGAAUCUCCUCGACGCGCGCGGCAGAACUACUCAUUUCCCAUCUGGACAUCGUGGAAGCGCGCGAGAUCCCAGAGGUCCUCGUCGAGUUCGUCAACGACACUAUGCGCUCGACCUAUCCUCCUGAACCGAGGAACAAGCCCUUGUCAUUGUGGCUUGUUAGAAGCAUUACCCAGAUGAUUACUGAUUGUCCUUUGGAGUUGUGCCUGCAAAUGCUGGGGAUUCUCCAGGAAGGCUUAUGCUUGUGGCUGUCGGAUGAGUACGAGUGCUGGUCAAUGGAUGAGCUGGACUACAACAUCAUCCCCCUGUACCAGUUCCUCUUGAACAAGAUUCGGGGGCUCCCGCAGGAUAUUGCGUCUCUUGAAAUUUUGGCACCUAUCCUUGAUUCAGUGUUUUCUGGUCGUACGAUGCCGCCAGCUGCUGCUGAGGCUUUCAACGAAUAUUGGCAAUUUACAUAUGCCAACAUGCCAGUCCCAGAAGCAGGCUGGCCACAAAAGGUUCUCCACUGUCUCGGAUUGGAGGAUGCCUCAAAACGCGCGCCUUCUGAAUCGGAGCGUUCACCUACAUUGUCUCCAGCAGCCCCCAUCAUCCCCCCAAGCACCCCUCUACUUUCUGCAUCCUUCAACCUACAAUCACCUCGACGACCUCACAGGCCUCUCACCACGUCUUUCGAGACCUUCCCUUUGCCUAUGCGAUCUCCCGAAUCCCCUGUCCGUCGACGAACUGCUUCGUCGUCUUCUUACCACCCAACCACUCCAAAACGAACCCCGUUAUGCUCCAUCUCCAAUCAAUCAGGCGGUUCUCCUGCGAAACGUAGGAGGAUUGGCGAUGCAGACGAAGAGGAGAGCGCUAACAAGGAAAACGCGUCUCCUCGCUCACAAUUGCCUGCCACUCCCAUUACAGUGGCUGAGAAAAUUGCCGCUUUGGGGCUCAGCUUACAACCCCUCAGCUCAAAGAAAAGGCUUUUCGCUGAUGAGGAGGUUGCUUGUUCCGACUCGGAUGCGAGCAUUGCUCGCCCAUCACCGACGAAGAAGCUGAAGCUUAGGGAAAGGAUGUGUGCUAAAAGUGUAACCCCGAAAUCCAAGGGACUUCCAGUCAGCCUUGUUUCGCCACCAAGUACUUGUAGCAGCAAAGAGAGCGAGGACGAGCGAUAUGUGGAGAACGCUCUUCUGCCCUUGCCUAGCUUGUUGUUACCGUUUCCCAUGCAGGCAACCAGCGAUCAGGAUACGAGUGAAGAUGACUCCUGCCCCCCAACGCCCACGCCUGUCACCCGCAAAAGGAUUUUUAUGGAUGCUGUGGUUGUACCCACUCUCCAACAAGUUCUGCGGAAGAGGAAGUUGGAGCACUCGCAGAGUUUUGAAUCAUUGAUGAUUGCGUCAUCAUCGGACCGACUGCCCUUCCCUACUCGCAAGACACCGCGGAUCAUGAAGAGGGCUGUCAGCGAUAUCAUCCCCGCCGCUUUGGGGAAGAGGAGAAAGAGCAGUGAUUCGGAUCCUUUCCUUGUAAUCUCGUCGACGUCGGCUCCUCUCCCUGCGUUACGUGUGACGCAGAGUAAAAUGGCUUCUAGUGAUGAUGACCCCCACAUUGGACAAGUCACACCGAGCUAUCUUAUGUCUUCUUCCACUAUGGCCCUACGCAAGCGCAAGCUUGAACAUGGCUCGACGAUGGAGGAUGUUUUCGCUUCUGAAAUGCCUGGAAGUGAUGAUUCCGUUGCGAGCCUUGAGUCUCCAACCAAGGAUGUUGUGGACUUGAAGCUUGAAGCUCAAUUGAGAAACCCCUUUCCGAGGCGAUCGGCGUUUGUGACUUACCUCGCAACUUUAUCCAGUCAAAUUGACAGGAAACUCACUCACAACCUCGCUCCUAUGGCAAAUUUACUCCGCUCUGCGAAAUCUGGGAAUGAUUGGUCAACGAAUGAAUUGCUUGCAUACAACAUCGAUGUUCAACGUGAAGACGUCGUUAACUUCUUUGGACAUGACCUUGGCUCAAUCGACCACCUUGAUUCCAACCUCUUCUCCUCCGCUGAUCCCACCCUUGCUGUUGAUUUCUCCCAGGAAACCUAUCGCUUUCUUGCGCACCUUGAUCUGGCAACGCGUGCAGAUGCUGGGCUGGAGAAUGACAUCAUUGAGUUUGCGAGAAGUGUUCUUCAAGUUACGGGUUUCGACCAGAGAGGCACGGUCCUUCGCGCGCGAUACAAUAUUCUUUUCACCAUCUGUGGGGAUAGUCAUCAAGUCGCCAGAUCGGACGUGUGUCUUGUUCCCCUCAACUCCAUGAUUCUUCUCGCCGUUCAGGCUGAUAAGGCGAGUAACCCCGAGCCUCAAAUCAUCGCAGAGGCGAUUGCUGCCUUUCAACACAACAAUCAGAAGCGCGUGGAUCUCAAUCUUCCCGUACUCGACUUGAUGACCAUUCCGUGUAUUACCAUGGUGGGAACACGGCCAUUCUUUUACCAAGUCCCGGUUACACGGCAGCUUAGUGACUGUGUCGCGACUGGUCAAUUCCCCUCUCAGCCAACGGUCGUUAAACGUUGUGGUCCGCCUGCCAGACAAAGGACCUUCGAAGGCAUGGAAGUCCCGGAUUAUCGGCGCGUCGCCCUACAAUACUACGAUGCUUUCCGUGGUGUGGCGAAAGAUUGCUGGGCUACGUUCCUCGAGGGCUGCGAUUAA